GUAAAGGCGCCGCAGGUUUAUGCGCGUGACUGUUGCAUAAAACAUUAUUACAGCACUUCAGUUGUUCUCUUGUUGUGACAGGUUUCUACGUCUUCUCUAGUUUAUUUCUAUACUUUACUGAGCACUGGGUGCUUGGAGGUGAUCAUGGGCAAGAGCUGUAAGGUGGUGGUGUGUGGUCAGGGAUCCGUGGGGAAGACUGCUGUCCUGGAGCAGCUGCUGUACGCCAAUCAUGUCGCAGGUUCAGAGACCAUGGAGACAUUGGAGGACAUUUACAUCGGCUCUGUGGAAACGGACCGCGGCACCCGAGAGCAGCUGCGCUUUUACGACACGCGCGGUCUGCGCGAUGGUCACGAGUUUCCGCGGCACUACUUCACUUUCGCCGACGGCUUCGUGCUCGUCUACAGCAUCGACAGCAAAGAGUCCUUCAAACGCGUGGAGGCCCUGAAGAAAGAGAUCGACCGCUGCCGCGAUAAGAAAGAGGUGACUAUUGUUGUUGUGGGUAAUAAGUUGGACCUGCAGGAUCAGAGGAGGGUGGACAGCGAGGCGGCUCAGCAGUGGGCACGGCAGGAGAAGGUCAGGCUGUGGGAGGUCACUGUGACCGACAGACGGAUGCUCAUCGAGCCCUUUGUCCAUCUGGCCAGCAAAAUGACCCAGCCUCAGAGCAAAUCCACCUUCCCACUCAGCCGCAACAAGAACAAGGGCAGCGGCUCCCAGGACAGCUAGAGAUGAAGAAUAUGAGACAACAGAGCUGACAGAGUAACAGAAAGAGAAGAUAUGUUAGAUAGGAGAUGCAAGGCAAAUCUCUAAGUAGUGACAUUAACAGACGCUCAAUUUUAGAUCAUUCAAAACAUUUGAACUUGGAGUGCCAUUAUAAGUUUAGCACACUAUAUGAAGUUACUGCAUUAAUGUUUUAUAUUAUAAACAUACAGGAUAGAAUCCAUGUGUUGCUGUGAUAUAUUUAUCUCAUGCCUCUCUUGAAGCAACUGACUGACAAAAAAAAAUACUGCUUUUACACUGAAAUAUAUAUA
This is a messenger RNA of Carassius carassius (crucian carp), 1028 nucleotides long. Its product is annotated as NF-kappa-B inhibitor-interacting Ras-like protein 2. Gene Ontology annotation, biological process: canonical NF-kappaB signal transduction. Gene Ontology annotation, molecular function: GTPase activity; GTP binding. The transcript has 3 exons. Lineage: Eukaryota; Metazoa; Chordata; Actinopteri; Cypriniformes; Cyprinidae. The coding region runs from base 145 to 723 and encodes 192 amino acids. The record is from RefSeq and is a predicted model, not a curated record.